Molecule: messenger RNA, 602 nt
Organism: Aspergillus candidus
Lineage: Eukaryota; Fungi; Ascomycota; Eurotiomycetes; Eurotiales; Aspergillaceae
Exons: 1
Coding region: 211-483 (90 amino acids)
Source: RefSeq, a predicted model, not a curated record
AAAAAAAAAAAAAAAAAAAAACCCCAAUUUCGACAAAUGACAUGUUCGUGCUGACUCGCGUACAACACAGACACAUUCAUCAACUCGCAGCUGAUCCUGAUUUCCCCCGACUACAUGGCCCAUUACUGGGAAGCCAUGGGCCAUAUUACCUAUUUCCGCCGACUGGAUAUCGACGCGCUGAUUCGGACGUGAACAUCGUCCCUGUGACUUAUGACUAUGACUACGACCACGACUACGACUAACGAGAUAUGGCAUCCCUUUUGUACCCGGAAGGGUAUAGUCAUGAAUGUACUUUUUCUUUUUCUCUUUUUUCUUUCUAUUUAUGCAAGUCAAUUACUCGAUGAUCGUAAGCAUACUCACUUACUAGAGAGAGAGAAAGACAGAAGGUGUUGGAUAAAAGCAAGUGCCUUCCUAGUAAUGGCAACAGUCUGGGAGGCCGAUAUCUUGUACCUUGCCUUACUUGCCAGAGAUAGAUGCACAUGAGCCAAAGAUGGAUGAACCCUCUAUCCUAGACAAGUGCAAACCCACAAAGAUCAAUGACAUCUCACAUCUCACGUAAGGGAGUGUAUUCCCCACCCCUUACCUAGAUAUCCACCGAGUGU